Molecule: messenger RNA, 3057 nt
Organism: Bemisia tabaci
Lineage: Eukaryota; Metazoa; Arthropoda; Insecta; Hemiptera; Aleyrodidae
Source: RefSeq, a predicted model, not a curated record
AUAGAAUAAUAACUAGCUGAUUCAUUAUUCUAUGGUAAAAAUGAAACAUCAGUGCUUGUCAGUGCAUACUGCAUUUCUAAGAUUGUCGGAAGCGUCGUCCCCUUGAUAAAUGAUAAUUGUUAUUUCGUGCAUGUUUCAACGUGUUUCGCGACUCGUGGCUUUUAAUGUGGAAAUUGUGCAUGUGUAUAUGUUGUUUCCUGUGUCUGGAUCAAGCUCCUGUUUCUUAACUUGACUAGAGCCGUCAUCUUAUUUAUGCUCCGAGAGCUCUGCCAGGGGAUGGGAACUUUGGUUAGAGAAGUAAUAGACGUAGCUCGGGAUAGCCAAUGUAUGAAGCAACCUGUUUGAAGUUUAUCUUAAACCAUAUUUCUUGGAGGCUUACCGUCUAAUUUACAAGGAUGAUUCAUUCAUUUUCCGUGGUGGUAUGCGAGCUGUAGAAUUCAAGGUUGUCGAAACAGACCCAUCACCCUACUGUCUUGUUGCCCCGGACACUGUGAUCCACUUUGAGGGUGAUGCUGUCAAGCGUGAGGAGGAGGAAGAAGCGUCCAGUGCUGUAAGUUACGAUGACAUUGGAGGCUGCAGGAAGCAACUAGCUCAAAUUAAGGAAAUGGUUGAGUUGCCAUUGCGUCAUCCUUCUCUAUUCAAAGCUAUAGGAGUGAAGCCACCGCGUGGUAUUUUGUUGUUUGGCCCACCAGGUACCGGAAAAACACUCAUCGCCCGUGCUGUUGCUAAUGAAACCGGUGCAUUCUUUUUCCUCAUCAAUGCUGGUGAAUCUGAGAGCAAUUUGCGUAAAGCUUUUGAAGAGGCAGACAAACAUGCUCCAGCUAUCAUCUUUAUCGAUGAAUUAGACGCUAUUGCGCCAAAAAGAGAAAAGACUCAUGGUGAAGUUGAGAGGAGGAUCGUCUCGCAGCUUCUGACACUCAUGGAUGGCUUAAAGCAAAAUUCUCACAUCAUUGUUAUGGCAGCCACAAAUCGUCCUAACUCCAUCGAUGCUGCGUUGCGUAGAUUCGGCAGAUUCGACCGUGAAAUCGAUAUUGGUAUUCCAGACGCAACUGGCCGUCUAGAAAUCCUGCGUAUUCACACCAAAAAUAUGAAAUUGGCCGAUGACGUUGACCCAGAACAGAUCGCAGUGGAAAUUGAUGGUCAUGUGGGUGCUGAUUUGGCGUCCCUCUGCUCAGAGACAGCUCUUCAACAGAUCAGAGAGAAAAUGGAUCUUAUUGACUUGGAAGACAAUCAAAUCGACGCUGAAGUCUUGAACUCUUUGGCUGUUACCAUAGAAAACUUAAGGUAUGCGAUGAGCAAGAGCUCGCCGAGCGCUCUGUGUGAGACUGUCGUUGAAGUCUCCAACGUCACUUGGGAAGACAUCGGAGGUCCGGAUAAUGUCAAGCGGGAACUCCAAGAGUUGGUGCAGUAUGCUGUUGAACAUCCUGACAAGUUCUACGGUAUGCAGCCGUCUCGGAAUGUGUUGUUCUAUGGACCACCAGGUUGUGGUAAGACAUUGUUGGCCAAAGCCAUAGCCAACGAAUGUCAGGCUAACUUCAUCUCAGUCAAAGGACCGGAGUCACUCACCAUGUGGUUUGGUGAAUCAGAGGCUAACGUCAGAGAUAUUUUUGAUAAGGCACGUGCAGCUGCUCCCUGCGUAUUAUUCUUUGAUGAGUUAGAUUCUAUUGCCAAAUCAAGAGGUGGUAAUGUAGGAGAUGCAGGUGGUGCGGCCGAUCGUGUCAUCAAUCAGAUUCUAACUGAAAUGGAUGGUAUGGGCGCUAAGAAGAAUGUCUUCAUCAUUGGAGCUACGAAUAGGCCCGACAUUAUUGACCCUGCAAUCCUCAGACCGGCACGUUUAGAUCAGCUAAUUUAUAUUCCACUGCCUGAUGAGAAAUCGCGUGAAGCUAUUUUCAAGAGCAACUUAAGAAAGUCACCUGUUACUGGUGAUGUGGAUCUAAUGUACAUAGCCAAAGUUACCCAUGGUUUUUCGGGUGCUGAUCUGACUGAGGUGUGUCAAUGGGCUUGCAAAUUUGCCAUCAGGUAGUGCAUUGAAGCAGAAAUCAAGAGGGAACGGGAACGUGUGACCAAUCAACAACAAGGAGUAAUGGAGAUGGACGAAGAUGACCCAGUUCCAGAAAUCACUAGAGCCCAUUUUGAAGAGGCGAUGAAAUUCAUUGGGCGGUCGGUGACGGAUAAUGAUAUCAGAAAGUACGAGAUGUUUGCACAGACUCUACAACAGAGUAGAGGAUUUGAAAAUAACUUCAAGUAUGUUAAUUACUUAUGUUCCAUCAGCAUCAACAAAAGGGUAUGAAAAAUCAUUUUUCAUUAAAUUUUCCAGGAUCUGAAGGAUUCCGAAAAACCGUGGAUAACUUUAGCUAUGUUCGUUCGAUCUACAUCCUGAAAACAUUAACAAGUUUAAAACAAUAAUUUUUUCUAACAUCAACAAAAGGUUGACAAUUUUUUAGUAUUCAUUGAAGAAACUAUUGAGAAACUUGAUAAUGAUGAAAAAUCUAGAAUAAUACUCAACGUUUUAAAGAUGAAAUGGAGGCUUUCCAAGUUUAUUUAUGCUUCUCCAAACAGGAGUUGCCAAUUGCCCUGCUGAAAGAAUAAUGAACUGUUUUGAUUCGAAAAUUUCUGAACGUCUUGUGAAAAUCAGGAAAAAUUUUCUACAGAAUUUUCAGGGUCAUCCAAAUCCAUAUCACUAUUUUUCCGUUAGUAAGGAUGCGUCUACUUCAAAUUCUUCGAAUUUUGACCUGCUUCAAUAGACAUUGAGGCAAGUGCUUAAAUUGGUCCUAAAUUAUUUUAUUGCUUGCUUAAAAAGUAGUCCUGAAUUAUUUUUUUUUUUUUUAAAAAAAUGUAAAAUUCAACAAAUGUUAAAAACAAACAGUUGUAUGAAAAAUAAUUUUGUAAGAGACUUAACUUAAAGUAAGAGAGCUGCAGAAAAUUCAAGCUGUCAUGUCAAUAAAUCAGCAAUGAAUUCUUUGUUAAUUUUAUUUUUUAACAAGAUUUCGAUUUCUCUUUACGUUCUGUGUAUUGAUGUACAGUUCUUAAAUCAGAUUAAAUUGUUUUUAGAAGUUA